AUGUCGGACUCAGAAGACCAGGCCGGCGUGCCUCUAAUAGAAGACCUCUCAGACUCUCCCGACCCUCAAGCGUCCAAGUCUACGAAACGCAAGCGCGAAGCUGACGACGAAUCGAAGAAAGCAGCCAGAAAGAAGAAGAGAACGAAGAAAAAGCCCGACGAUGUCGACCACUCGAACCUUGACAGUGAACUGGGGAUCAACAGGGCGCUCGCGCAUAUGGACAGUCAGUUGAUGGCAGAUCAUAUCGCGCAGAGGACGAGGAGGUUUCAGCCGGAUCUGAGUGCCGUGGAAUUGGAGGACGUGCAUAUACCAGCAAAAGCAAUCCUCGACACAACAUCCUUCGAAAAGCCCCGGACAACAGACGUCCUCCCAGACUUCCUAGAGCAAUUCGCCGGCUCAGCAAAACGCAAGAAGAAGCUCUCCCAAUCCUCCACCUCCAAAGCCUUCCCCCACACCCUCGUCAUAACAGGCGCAGGCCUCCGCGCCGCAGACCUGACCCGCGCGCUACGCAAGUUUGAGACGAAGGACAGCAAAGUCGCCAAACUCUUCGCCAAGCACAUCAAGCUGAAGGAGGCCAUUGAGACGGUCAAGAAGACGAAGAUGGGGAUUGGUGUUGGGACGCCGCAGAGGGUGAUUGAUUUGCUGGAAGAUGGGGCGUUGAAGGUGGAGGGCUUGGAGAGGGUUGUGGUGGAUGCGAGUCAUAUUGAUCAGAAGAAGAGGGGAGUGCUGGAUAUGAAGGAGGUUCAGGUGCCGUUGGUGAAGUUGCUGGGGAGGGAGGAGUUGAGGGGGAGGUAUGGGAAGGGUGAAGGGAAGGUGGAGUUCCUGUUCUUCUGA
Fulvia fulva is the source of this 834-nucleotide messenger RNA. RefSeq lists its product as uncharacterized. Lineage: Eukaryota; Fungi; Ascomycota; Dothideomycetes; Mycosphaerellales; Mycosphaerellaceae. Bases 1 to 834 code for a protein of 277 amino acids. The record is from RefSeq and is a predicted model, not a curated record. The transcript is spliced from 2 exons. Gene Ontology annotation, cellular component: nucleus; 90S preribosome.